Molecule: messenger RNA, 1827 nt
Organism: Neoarthrinium moseri
Lineage: Eukaryota; Fungi; Ascomycota; Sordariomycetes; Amphisphaeriales; Apiosporaceae
Exons: 6
Coding region: 1-1827 (608 amino acids)
Molecular function (GO): flavin adenine dinucleotide binding; oxidoreductase activity, acting on CH-OH group of donors
Source: RefSeq, a predicted model, not a curated record
AUGACGAGUCUAUACAAAUUACUCCCCAAAGGGAUUGAAGAGGUCGAUGUGAUCAUUGCGGGAGGAGGCACGGCUGGCUGCAUUGUUGCCGCAAGACUGGCGGAUGCAGACUCGAACCUUUCCAUUCUCGUUGUCGAAAGUGGCCGCGACAAUUAUGAGUCGCCGACCGUUAUUCACCCUGCUCUUUGGCGAGGGAACCACGUUCCCAGCGACCCCAAAGUCUACGUCCACAAGUCUGCCAAAGAAAAGCAACUUGGAGGUAGAGAAUCGUUGAUUCAAGUCGGAAACACGCUAGGCGGUGGGUCGUCUAUUAACUUGAUGAUGUAUGUUCGAGCUCAAAAGUGCGAUUUCGACUCGUGGAAUAUGGAGGGCUGGCGCAGUGAGGAGAUGGGACAUUAUAUGAGAAAGGUCGAGACGUACCAUGGCACUGGUACCGAGAAUAAACACGGGGUUGAUGGCCCCAUCCAUGUGUCCAAAGGACCUUUCCGCUCUACAGAAUCUGAGGAGGACUUCAUCAACGCAAUGAUGCAAGUCGGCUACCCUAGAGUAGAAGACCUGCAAGACUUGAAGUCCAUCGGAGUGGAAAGCAUACGAAAGUAUGUGUCCUCAGAUGGUCGAAGACAGGAUACUGCGCAUGCUUAUUUGCACCCUCGACUACGAGAUGGGAAGCAUCCUGGUCUGCAUGUACUCGUCGAGACCCAGGUUAUACGUGUCAUGUUCGAUGAGGACCUAAGAGCGUCAGCAGUUGAGUUGCGGCCGAAUCCAGCCUUCCAGCCAGAUCGCGCCGAUGACCCCGCGCGCGUUGUCAAAGCGAGAAAGCUUGUUGUCCUUUCAUGCGGCACACUUGGAACUCCCUCGGUGCUUGAAAGAUCGGGAGUAGGACAGGCGGAAGUCCUCGAAAACGCAGGUGUGCCGCUGGUUACAAAUCUUCCCGGUGUUGGUCAUGAUUAUCAGGAUCACCACCUUACCAUGUCCUGCUACAAAUCAAAUCUCCCUUCCGGAACCACAACUGAUGACAUACAUGGCGGUUAUGCAGACAUUCCGAAAUUACUCAGUAAUCAAGAUCCUAUUUUAGGCUGGAAUGGGAUUGAUGCAUCCUCUAAGAUUCGACCAAUGGACGCCGAGGUGGAGCGCCUUGGUGAUAAGUUCAAACAGUGUUGGGACGAGGACUUCGAAAAGGUGGAAAAUAAACCCCUGGUGUCGUUGAUAUUUGUGGCAGGUCUUCUUGGUGAUCGCGGCGACAUUCCACAGGGACAAUACUUUUCCAUGGCGCCUUUUACGGCAUACCCCUAUUCUCGGGGCCAUGUUCAUAUCACCGGGCGCAGCAUAGAUGACCGCCUCGACUUUGUGACAGGCUUCCUCACAGACAAGUCUGGCUUUGAUUUGAAAACCCAGACCUGGGCGUACAAAAAGCAACGCGAAGUUGCACGGCGUAUGCGGAUCUAUGAGGGUGAGGUGUCUCAUCGCCACCCGUAUUUCCCCCCAGGGUCUACAGCUGCAUACAAUGGGGACAUUGAAACCAUCGAAGAAUCAGCUUCAACCAUGAAGGACAUCGUUUACGCACCCGCGGAUGACAAGAUCAUCGAAGAUUGGAUUAGGAUGAAUUUGACCACGUGCUGGCACGGAAUUGGUACAUGCAAGAUGGCGCCCCUGAGCAGCCUUGGUGUGGUUGAUGAAAACCUUGGGGUCCAUGGUGUGCAGGCACUAAAGAUCGCCGAUCUGAGUGUGAUACCCGAGAAUGUUGGCUCAAACACUAUGAACACAGCAUUGAUAAUUGGAGAAAAGGCUGCCGAUAUUAUCACCCGUGAGUUGGGUCUUCGGCAGUAA